This is a messenger RNA of Notolabrus celidotus (New Zealand spotty), 1683 nucleotides long. RefSeq names its product smoothelin-like 1 (gene smtnl1). Gene Ontology annotation, biological process: actin cytoskeleton organization. The record is from RefSeq and is a predicted model, not a curated record. The coding region runs from base 18 to 1415 and encodes 465 amino acids. Gene Ontology annotation, cellular component: microtubule organizing center; filamentous actin. Gene Ontology annotation, molecular function: protein binding. The transcript has 6 exons. Lineage: Eukaryota; Metazoa; Chordata; Actinopteri; Labriformes; Labridae.
ACGCAGCUGUUGGCCCAAUGGUCCAUGCCUAUGUCACUACAGUUCAGGACAUGGAUGCAGAAUUGCAAAGUCAGGAGCCGUCUGGGUCCACAGAGAGUAACAGUCACACUGACACCAACAACAACAACAACCAGACAGAUGAACCAAAGCUGGAGGAGGGCAAAGACCUGGGGGGAGAGAAUGCAGCGGUAGACACAGCAGAAGGUCAGGGGGUAAUGGUGGACAAGGAUUCAGAAACAGAUAAAGAAGUAGAUAAGGCCGGGGCAGAAGAUACAGACAAGCCUGAGAUCACUGCAUCAAAGCAGGCUGAAGGUGACGGAGAGGAGGCUGGACAGGAUAAAGAUGCGAAGGAUCCAAAGGUGACGAGUGGAGAAAAAGAUGAUGAGGGGGAGAGUGAGGAGGACAAGAAAGGUGGGCAGGUGGAAAAGGUCACAAGUUGUGAGACUGGGGGAGAGGGAGAGAAGAUGAAGGAUAAAAACAAAGAAGAAAUGAAGAGUGAAACAGAGGAAAAGACAAAGACAGAAGCAAAGGGAAAAGAGGCAGAAAAAGAUGUGAAUGAAAAAGACGCAAAAGGGGCGGAGAAGAAGAAAACAGUGAAGGAAGCAAAUGUGGAAACAAAAGAUAAAGGACAGAGUAAGGAAGUGGAAAAGCAAGGGAAACCAAAAAGAAAGAGUGGUCCUCCUCCUUCCUCUCUCUCCAGACCGAGACCCUCUGCUCGCUCCAUUAGAGCGGCUGCUAAAAACGACAUCAUUGCCAAGUUUCAGCAGGGGGCUCCAGAGACACCAAUACCACGCAACUUCAAAAUCCAGAAGUCAGCUUCAGCUUCAGCAACAGGAGCCACAAUCAAACAGAAGAUGCUCCAGUGGUGUCACAACAAGACUCGCAACUACGAGGGUGUCAACAUAGAAAACUUUUCGUCAUCCUGGUGUGAUGGCUUGGCGUUCUGUGCUCUGAUCCAUCGUUUCUUUCCUGAUGCUUUUGACUUCAGCUCCCUGAGUCCAAAGGAGAGGGCGAAAAACUUCACUCUGGCCUUCCAAACUGCAGAGUCCCUGGCUGACUGCUGCCCUCUGCUGGAAGUAGAGGACAUGAUCAUGAUGGGUAAAAACCCUGACCCCAUGUGUGUGUUCACAUAUGUCCAGUCCCUCUGCCACAGCCUCUCCAAAAUAGAGAAAGAGAGGAAGGAAAAAGAAAAGGAGAAGAAAGAGGAGGCUGGAGAUGAUAAAGGGGAAGAUGCAGCAGGGUCGGUGUCACCAGAGAAAGAGGAAGGAGAGUCUGCUGAGAAUGGGACGAUGGAGAGCCAAGACGAGACACAGAGAGAGGAUACAGAGACAGACGGAACUGGUGAAGAGGAGAAAACACAUACUAGCUGUGAGAUGGAGGGAGAUGAAGCAGUGUCAGUCGAAGCAGAGUCCUAAAUAAAUAAUGAUGGCAAAGUGAAGUAGUGAAAAGACCAAAAAGAGGCUGAUGGUUGAUGUACUGUGAUCAGUAAGUCUUAGUUUGGUUGUUGUACUGACUACUGUCAAAGAAUAGAAGGACAUCAGGUUGAGAGUCAGCUCAAUUGUUGGCAAUGUUUUAAUAGUCAUGUUUAUAUUAUACGUUUUAAGGUUUGCUAUAAGCUGUGUUUUCUUUAUUCAUUUGUUGAGGUGUUUUGAGCCCUAAGUGCAGAAAUGUACUGUUCUUCUA